UUGACAGACAUUACGGUACACUUUACGGCAAAUUGUUGCACAACAGUUUGCUUCACUCUGCGGUGCAGAAAGGUUGGGGGAAAAUCAGGAACAUGUCUGCACUCAACAGGAGGAUCGUCAACACUACAUCAGCCCCGGCUGCCAUCGGUCCGUACAGCCAGUCGGUGGUUGUGGACCGAACAAUGUACAUCUCGGGUCAGCUGGGGCUGGACGUGGCCUCUGGUCAGCUGGUAGAUGGAGGGGUGCAGGCCCAGGCCAAGCAGGCUCUCAUCAAUAUGGGGGAGAUCCUUAAAGCUGCUGGCUGUGACUACACCAAUGUGGUGAAGACGACCGUGCUGCUCGCCGAUAUAAAUGACUUUAACAGCGUCAAUGAGGUCUACAAAACAUCCUCCUCUCACAGGCUGCUCGGCCUGGGCAUUUCCUCCUGGAUCACAGCAGACGGGUGUAAUGGAAGCCGCAGUGCCCAUUUUCAGCAGUAACUUCCCUGCCAGAGCUGCCUACCAAGUCGCUGCUCUCCCCAGAGGUGGCCUGGUGGAAAUUGAGGCGAUUGCUGUUCUUGGUCCUCUCUCAGACUCCUGACUAGCCGUCCACGUCACAAACAAGUUGUAGUUUAACCAUCAAGUGACCUUUAUAGAUGUACAGUGGAAGCCUUAUUACAUUUCCAGAUGACACAUGAAAGACCAAACUAGGAUCUUGUUGACUUUCUUUUUCCAUAUAGUCAGGUUUUAGCAAAAAUUAGCUUCUCCUCUGGCCACUGUAGCUGGUUGAACUAGUUUCAGUAGAUUAAAACCUUUAACAACAGAGCAGCACCUAAUUCACCAGAAUGUGUGGCAAAUGGUAAUUUCACACCUGACAUACUUUACAAAACGUAAUGAUGAAGUGGGAUUGUAUCUAUACAACCAGUCUAACAUUCCCUGGUCACAGUGGCCAGAUUCAGGGUCAAAUCAACUUCCUCUUGGUGCUGUUUCCGGUUUGGUAUCUCAUCUUCUGUUUUGUUCAAAAGUGCAGCUCUCACUAAUAAAAAAAAAAAAAUAGUAAAA
This is a messenger RNA of Siniperca chuatsi (mandarin fish), 1040 nucleotides long. RefSeq names its product reactive intermediate imine deaminase A homolog (gene rida). The record is from RefSeq and is a predicted model, not a curated record. The transcript is spliced from 7 exons. Gene Ontology annotation, molecular function: deaminase activity. Gene Ontology annotation, cellular component: cytosol. NCBI's taxonomy places the organism in Eukaryota, Metazoa, Chordata, Actinopteri, Centrarchiformes, Sinipercidae. The coding region runs from base 93 to 479 and encodes 128 amino acids.